Messenger RNA from Anastrepha obliqua, 3801 nucleotides. RefSeq names its product probable DNA mismatch repair protein Msh6 (gene Msh6). Bases 114 to 3695 code for a protein of 1193 amino acids. Gene Ontology annotation, molecular function: mismatched DNA binding; ATP binding; ATP-dependent DNA damage sensor activity. Gene Ontology annotation, cellular component: nucleus; MutSalpha complex. Gene Ontology annotation, biological process: mismatch repair. The transcript has 12 exons. The record is from RefSeq and is a predicted model, not a curated record. Lineage: Eukaryota; Metazoa; Arthropoda; Insecta; Diptera; Tephritidae.
UUGCGCGGGCGCAAUGCGAAAAUAGAGGAAAAUAAAACAAAAUACUUGGCGUCGCUUUUUGCAGGAAGAAAAUUUAUUCCGAGUUUGUAGUAUUCAUUUAAUUUUAAAGAGAAAUGUCGAAGAAAUUAAAUAAAAGUGGUAGUGCUGGUGGUAGCAGUACGCCGAGUAAUACCCUUUUUAAGUAUUUUUCGCGCUCGCCGGCUACAGCAGAAAAGAAGAAAAUUCCUAGAAUACCCAGUGAGGAAGAUUCAAAAAAUUUAAGCAAAGAUGUGAGAAAGGAGAACUUGGAGAAUGGGCGCAGUUUUGAUGAAGAACCUUCAGCUAAGCGAAAACUUGAGAUAGACCUCAACCAUUCUCGGAGUAAUAAAAUGGAUUUAGAUGAUGAUGAGGAUGAGGAUAUUACCAUUAAACGUUCCAAGAAUAAAAGACAACGCAUAUUCGAUUCUGAUGAUGAAGAAGGCAUUAAACCAACAGUAAAAGCAAAAAAGGAAGAUGAUGAUAAAGCUGAUUAUAAGCCAAGUGAUGAGGAUGACGAAGAUAGUAGUGACGACCAAGACGUGUCGGUAACAAAAGACACAUUUUCGAAAAAAAGUGAUGAACCUAAACAAAAAAAACCUAAAUUAGAAAAGGGCAGUUUUAUGGAAAAGUUGGCGUCAUUGCAAGCCUCAGCAACUAUAACAGACACGAAGACUGCUGCAAAGAAUGAUGCUAAAUAUGAGAAGAUUGUGUGCACCACUUCCACAUUAGAUGAGCCUGUAGUUUGGCCACACCAAAAGCUCGAUUUCUUGCAGCCCAACAAUAUAAAAGACAAGCAAGGCAGGCGCCCUGAUCAUCCAGACUAUGAUCCCACAACACUCUAUGUACCUGAGAAGUACUUGAAUUCGUUAUCGCCGGGUGUACGCCAAUGGUGGAUAUUAAAAUCUGAUAACUAUGACUGUGUGCUCUUCUUUAAAGUUGGCAAAUUCUAUGAGCUAUAUCACAUGGACGCAGAAAUAGGUGUACAGGAGCUGGGAUUUGUAUAUAUGCGCGGAGAAUUCGCGCAUUCCGGUUCGCCAGAAGUGAGUUUUGACAAGAUGUCUAGUAUACUGGUCGACCGUGGUUACAAGGUGGCGCGCGUUGAGCAAACUGAAACCACGGACAUGAUGAGCGAGCGUUGCAAAAAGACAAAAGCCACAAAGUUCGACAAGGUAGUACGUCGUGAGAUUUGUCAGAUAUCCAAUCGUGGCACCCAGGUAUUCGGCACACAAUGUCAGAUAACGCCACAUCAUCAGCCAAAUUAUAUGUUAGCUGUGGUUGAAAAGAACGAGUCCAGUUGUAGUAAAUAUGGAGUUUGCUAUGUGGAUACAUCGAUCGGUGACUUUUAUAUUGGCGAAUUUGAGGAUGACAAAAAUGGUUCGCGUCUGUUAACUUUGCUUUCGCAUCACAUGCCAGUCUUGCUUCUUUAUGAGCGCGGCUCGCUUUCCGAGCGUACACAAGAGAUCUUCCGUACAAUGCUUUCAGCUAUACUCAAAGAUCCCUUGCCUGCCAAUGGCUCUAAAGUGUGCAGCGCAGAGAAGACGCUGAAACACUUCGCCGAAAAUUAUUACGCAAAAAUGUCAGACGACAAAAAUAGUGCUGACAAUUGGCCAUUGGCGUUGCGUACGAUGCAAUCUGAAUCUGACCAUUUAGGUUUAACGCCACGAGAUGACUGCAAGUUAGCAUUGAAGGCACUGGGGCAAUGCGUUAUGUAUUUAAAGCGUUGUCAACUUGAGGAAAAGGUGCUACCAAUGGCACGUUAUCACCUUUACACGCCACCAGACAUGUUAAAUGAGUCGACGAAAGCUGGAAAGCCGCAGUUGGCUCAGCAACAGACGGCACGUCGCCGCCACAUGGUUAUCGAUGCGACCACCCUUGCUAAUCUGCGCAUCACCGGGGAAGAGUAUUCGUUACAAGCCACGCUGGAUAAUUGCUGUACAAAAUUCGGCAAACGUUUGCUUCACCAUUGGAUUUGCUCGCCCAGCUGCGAGUUAGAUGUGAUUGUGGAACGACAGCAAGCUAUUACUGAAUUGGUUAAACAUGCCAUGGUGUUGCAGGACUUACGCGCUUUAUUGGCGCCAAUGCCUGAUUUUGAAAGACAUCUGGCGCAGAUACAUUUGUUCGGCAAUAAGCGUAUCUCAGAAGGUCAUCCAGAUGGGCGUGCCAUUCUUUUCGAAGAAAAGUUAUAUAAUAAGAAAAAAAUACAAAAUUUUAUCGGCAUACUAAAGGGUUUUACUGCCCUUAUGGAGAUACCAACGCUCUUAGGAGGAUUUGAAUCACCACUCAUGAAGCGUUUAACACAGUUGCAGCCAACCGGCGUCUUUCCGGAUAUGGCAGAACAAUUAGAAUUUUUCAAGAAUGCCUUUGACCAUGAAACAGGUGCAAAGACCGGCGUAAUUGCACCCGAGCAGGGUGUGGAUGCAGAUUACGAUGAGGUAUUGGAGAAAAUCAAUAGCAUAAACGCUACAUUUAAAGACUACCUCACUGAGCAAGAGAAAUUCUUUGGGUGCCGUCUUACACCUGGUGGCGAGAAAAAUCGCUUCCAGUUGGAGGUGCCAGAAAAUGCAGCUAGGAAGGCGGGCAAAGCCUACCAAUUGGAAGGUCAGAGAAAAGGUAACAAGCCAGUGCGACGUUUCUCGACAAAUGAAACACGGUCACUUGUAAAGCAAUUGCAAAACGCUGAGCUGGAACGUGAUGCCAUACUAAAAGAUUUAGCAAGACGUAUAUUUGAGAAAUUCUCCAAUCACUAUGAACUCUGGAAGCAAUGUUGUGAUUGUGUGGCAAAUCUUGAUGUCUUAGCCUCGUUAACAGAGUACGCACGCGGGCAGCAAGUAAUCUGUGUGCCAGAAUUGCAAGAGCAAAAUGCCGACCAGCAGCCAUUCGUUGACAUUGCAGAAGGCUAUCAUCCGUGCGCACCUGUUGACACAUUCAUACCAAAUGGCAUCACUCUAGGCACAGGUGAAACACCAGCACCACUCUCAAUACUUACAGGACCUAAUAUGGGUGGCAAGAGUACGCUAAUGCGGCAAGUUGGCUUACUGGUGGUGAUGGCACAAAUUGGCGCUCAUGUGCCAGCAGCACAUUGCCGCAUGUCACUUGUCGAUCGUAUCUUUACGCGCUUGGGUGCACAAGAUGAUAUCAUGGCUGGCCAGAGCACAUUCCUAGUGGAAUUAAAUGAGACCUCACUGAUUUUGAAGCAUGCUACUGUCAACAGCCUAGUGCUGCUGGACGAGCUGGGUCGCGGUACUGCCACCUAUGAUGGCACUGCUAUAGCAGCGUCGGUAGUCAACUAUCUUGCUGACUUGAAGAGUCGUACACUUUUCUCCACACACUACCACAAUCUUAUCGAAUACUUCCAUAAAGAUACGCGCAUCACAUUGGGCCAUAUGGCUUGCAUGGUAGAAAAUGAGGAUACUGAAGAUCCGACUCAAGAAACGGUAACUUUCCUAUAUAAGUAUACGGCCGGUGCUUGCCCCAAGUCGUAUGGCUUCAAUGCGGCUAAACUGGCUGGCAUGCCGCAGCCAAUUAUAAAACGUGCCUAUGAGCUUUCUAAACGCGUAGAGGCUAUCGCUUUGAGGCGCAAGAUUUUAUCUAAAGUCGUUGCUGGUGCUGGCAAUAAAUGCAGUGAUUUAAAGGAGAUGAGAAAUUUACUUUUGCAGCUAAAGAGCUGUCGUGUUUAAGCGCUUCGUUUGUGCUGAAUGUUGCGCUGAAAUGAUUUGUUUGUUUGUUGAAUUCAUCUUAUACAUGUUUCCAAUUACUUAAAAAUAUAUACACAUACAUACCACA